Messenger RNA from Colossoma macropomum (tambaqui), 1809 nucleotides. It is a transcript of the gene znf385c, whose product is annotated as zinc finger protein 385C. The coding region runs from base 57 to 1709 and encodes 550 amino acids. Gene Ontology annotation, molecular function: nucleic acid binding; zinc ion binding. The transcript is spliced from 10 exons. The record is from RefSeq and is a predicted model, not a curated record. Gene Ontology annotation, cellular component: nucleus. Lineage: Eukaryota; Metazoa; Chordata; Actinopteri; Characiformes; Serrasalmidae.
CCUCCUUCCAUCUACAGUUCGCGGUGACAGGGAGCGCGAGGAGGAGCUACGGGAGCAUGCUGGGCUCAGAGGACCACGCGGAGGAGACAAACGGAACCGGAAUGAAGCGUCCAUUCAAUCCAGUUGAUGAAGGCGAGGCUUUGAGUGACGGAACUACACUUGAUGGUGCAGAGUUUACAGGACUUGGAGCCCUGCUGCCAGAGGCUCGUCCAAAGCGGGAGCGGAAACAUAGAUCAUAUACGCUUUGUGAAGUGUGUAACAUUCAGCUCAACUCUGCCGCACAAGCACAGAUACACUACAAUGGCAAAACUCACCAAAAGAGACUGAAACACUCGAACAGUGGGAGCACAGGUACGGCAGCUCAGGGCAGCCCCCUGCUGGCUGCGCUGCCCGUGCAGGGUCGUCCACUACAGACGCCUAUGGACCUCAAGAACUUCCUGCCAUUCAGGCUCAAUGGCUCCUCCCCCCUCAGCCUCUUCCCUAACUUCAAUACUAUGGACCCUGUACAGAAGGCUGUUAUUAAUCACACCUUUGGCGUUCCUCAGAAGAAGAAGCAGGUUAUCUCCUGCAAUAUCUGCCAUCUCCGCUUCAACUCCACGAAUCAGGCUGAAGCGCAUUAUAAAGGUCAUAAACAUACUCGUAAAUUGAAGGCUUUGGAGGCUCAGAAGAACAAGCAGCACAGACGACAGCUUGAGCACUCACACGGCCGAGAGAGAGAGAAGGAGAGAGAGAGGGACAGAGGGAGAACGAGUGCACCUGAGCCUCUCCCGGCCCUUCUGGAGCCCUGUGCGAUGGAAGCAUCCACUCUGCUCUGUGACUCAGACUCUGUGGUGAAGCUGGAUGAUGCUCAGUCCAGCUCAGUCAUCCUCACUCCGGUGUCUGAGGUGUCAUCGGCAGACGUGCCGGUCUCUCCCCCCUCUCAGCACUCAGAUGGCCCACAGGAAGCUGCCUCCGGCCCCAGUGAGACAGUCCCCCAGCGAGAUGGCCCUGCAGGAGAGGCCCCGGCGGAGAAAGAACCCAGGAGGAACAGACAGCACCUCUACUGUCCUGUCUGCAAAGUGACCGUCAACUCAGUCAAUCAGCUAGAGGCCCACAAUAGUGGCACUAAGCACAAACUGAUGCUGGAGGGACAGAGUGUCUUGCCACGACGACGUGGGAAGGUGCUGUCCUCCCGUGCCACAUGCAAAAGCAAGAGAUUGGCCAACAAAGGCAGCAUGGGCGUGGCCAACAAGAGCUUCCAUUGUGAAGUGUGUGAGAUCCAUGUCAACUCUGAGACCCAGCUUAACCAGCACAUGAACAGUCGCAGACAUAAAGACAGAUUGGCAGGAAAACCCCCAAAGCCUAAAUACAGUCCACACAGCAAGAGUCCACCUACCUCCGGAGUAUCGCAGAGUGUCAGGUGGAAUGGCUAUGCAGGAGGGGCUGUGUCAGCCAUGAAGAAAGUCUUUAACCAAUACAGUCUCACCUCUUUGUCUUCACAGACCAAGCUGGCUCUGCAGAAGCAGUUGACUAAAAAUUUGACGACCAGCUUCCUUCCCACCCAUAUAACUCCGCCCACUCUGUGCACAGUGGCGGCCAAUCCCCUUACACUGCGACACCCUGCCGGUGCCGCCUUCAUUCAGACACCGAUCUUAGGCCCCACCCUCUUUCGGCCUGCUCCAGGACCACUCCGGGCCACACACACACCUGUUAUCUUCUCUCCUUAUUGAAGUAUGCAUAGAAAUACUAGCACACGCACACAUAUUCAUGGUGUGAACAUAGCGUUGCUGACAUAAUGAAAUCUUAUAUCCCUGAAAUGGUAAUUUCAUA